AUGCACAGCUUUUCAGGACUCAGAGAGGGGGAGGCGGGGGUCGGCCCCCCGUGCGGGGAGGGGGGUGUCCCCCAGACCUUGGACCCCUGCCCCGGUCAGCCUUACGCUGACCUCCACCUUUCUGCUUCUCUCUCACGGGACGCUGCGACCUGCAGGGGGCGGAUCGGCACUUAUAGCUGCGGAUGGGGGCGCCGGGGCCUGUCCGGGGCGCCCCCCGGCCUGCACCUGUGCCACCUCGGCCUCCCCGAGGACCGCCCGCUGCUGCAGGCCCCCUGGAGCCCCGCCGCGGGCCUGCUUCCCCGAGGAGCCGUGUGCCGCCUGCGCGCGGCGGCCCCCGGCCUGGCCCCCGGCCUCGCGGGGCCCGAGCGGGACGCCUCGUAG
Messenger RNA from Pipistrellus nathusii (Nathusius's pipistrelle), 381 nucleotides. Lineage: Eukaryota; Metazoa; Chordata; Mammalia; Chiroptera; Vespertilionidae. The record is from the annotation of a GenBank genome assembly.